AGAUUUGACUCUGAGCACACAUGCCCCAUUGAUGUACGUCAACGAAAUAGCCGUCAGGCUACGUCUAGGAUUAUUGCCGAACUUGUCAAACAUGAGUACGGUGAUGCAUCCAAUAAGCCAUACCCUCCGAAAUCAAUUAUGCUUGAUAUGAAGACCAAAUACGACAUUUACAUGUCAUAUAAAAAAGCAUGGGUUGCCAAAGAAAUGGCAAUGGAACUGGCUAUGGGAUCUGAAAAGGAUUCAUAUGCACGCUUACCUUCAAUGUGCCAUGUGCUUGAAAGGAGUAACCCAGGUUCUAUAGUUUCUUAUUCGUGCAAGGAAAAUGGCGAGUUUAUUAAUUUUUUCAUGUGCCUUUCUGCAUGGAGGGAAGGUUGGAUUAAUUGCAUUCCGGUUAUAAUUGUGGAUGAGUCUUUUUUGAAGUCGUAUUAUAAGGGUACAUUACUCACUGCAUGUACACAAGAUGCAAACAAACAAAUAUUUCCAUUGGCAUUCGGUAUUUGUAGUGGAGAAAAUACUGAAAAUUGGUCAUGGUUCUUCAGCAUGUUGAAGCAUUCGCUAAUGCAUAGGGAUGAUCUAUAUAUUGUUUCUGAUCGGCACGAGGGCAUUAUUACCUCUGUGCGUUCUGUAUUUCCUCAUGCGGAGCAUGGUUACUGUGUCUACCACAUAUUGGCUAAUUUGAAAACAAGAUUUCGUGGCACUCAAAAAACUGUGUCAUGGAAGUUUUUGCAGGCUGCUCGUGUUGGAUCUGUGUAUGAGUGUGAAGAGUACCUUCAAAUGCUGGAUAGUGAGGAUCCACGCAUUCGUACGUAUUUAGAGCGGAUGGGCCACCACAAAUGGUCUCAUGCUUAUGCUAGUCGAAAUCGGUACUCGGUCAUGAUGUCAAACAAUGCGGAGUCAUUAAAUGCGGUUAAUGCCACUGCCCGAGAAUACCCAAUAUGUAAGUUGAUUGAGUUUAUUAUUGCACGAAUGCAAAAGUGGUUUUGUGAACGGCGAGAAUCUUCAUCGUCAAACAAUUGCCGUUUAUCUGCACACUUUGAAUCUGAACUAGCAGUUUUACAAGCUAUGGCAGCCGUCAUGAGAGUCAAACCAUCAUGUGUUUUUG
Messenger RNA from Cuscuta europaea, 1102 nucleotides. Lineage: Eukaryota; Viridiplantae; Streptophyta; Magnoliopsida; Solanales; Convolvulaceae. The record is from the annotation of a GenBank genome assembly.